ACUUUCUUUCUCUCAAACUCUUUCUUUUUGUUCCAGUAAUUUUCUACAAUUUGCAUUGCCUGCAGCGUUAACGGUGAUCCACUUACAGCAUCCACAGAAUAGGUGUGGACACUCAGCGGUGGACGCUCAGCCUGACUUUGAGAGUCAGUCUCAGGCUGUGUGUGUGUUUGUGUGUGUCAGACAGCAGGCAAGACUGCUUGAGCCCAUGGACAUGGAAUUAAACUUCAUAAGGAUUUUACUCUCAAGAAAACUGUGUGAAUCACUCCAAAGAGCAGGAAACAGUGGCAAAGCUGUUUGAAAGAAGAUUAUCCAUUCUCCACUGAUGUUUUACCGCCACUCCCGGAGGUCCCUGUCGGAGGGGCGGUCCUAAGCCAGGUGGGUGGUCCCAUCAGAAACUCUGCUCUGAGAUAUUGCUCCUCACGCAGCAUGGACUCCACGCAUUGCAACGACCGGCCAGUGAGUUACGGCUCCACAUCUUCAUCCGCCUCCUCCCGUGACAGUCACUGCUCGCUGGGGGGACGGCCGGUAUUAGGCUCCGCCCCUGAGCGGGAUCAUGAUUCCGGAGCCAUCCGACUGGAGCUGGUACCUGCCCAGCAGCUAGAGGAGGAGGAGACGGGAAGACAAACACCUACACCGACCAGUCAGAGCGAUGCAGAUAUACAGUCACCUGAAGGACGGAAAGUCCAGUAUGUGGACCGAGUGGUGGAGGAAAUUCUUGAAACGGAAAAAACCUACGUUCAGGACCUUCGCAGUAUAGUCCAGGAUUACCUGGAGUGCAUCAGCAAUCAGUCUCUUCUGCUGUUGGGAGAUGAAGAGAGGAAUUCUUUAUUUGGAAAUAUCCGUGAGAUUUACCAUUUUAACAGUGAUCUGCUUCAUGACCUGGAGAAGUGUAACGCCAACCCAGUUGCUAUUGCAAAGUGUUUUGUAGCCAAGAGUGAAGACUUCCACAUAUACACGCAGUACUGCACAAAUUAUCCAAGGUCCGUUGCUGUCUUAACAGAGUGCAUGCGGAACAAAACAGUGGCAAAGUUUCUGCGAGAGCGCCAGGAAAGUCUUAAACACUCCCUUCCUCUCGGCUCCUACCUGCUUAAACCUGUCCAGAGGAUCCUAAAGUAUCAUCUACUACUGCAUGAGAUCGCCACUCAUCUGGAAAAGGAUUCAGAGAUGUACGACGUAAUCCAGGAAGCCAUCGACACCAUGCAGAGGGUUGCCUGGCACAUCAAUGACAUGAAGAGAAAACACGAGCAUGCAGUGAGACUGCAGGAAAUUCAGAGCUUGCUGACUAAUUGGAAGGGGCCUGAUCUGAUUGGCUACGGUGAGCUGGUUCUUGAGGGAACAUUCCGUAUCCAGAGAGCGAAAAAUGAACGAACACUCUUCCUUUUCGACAAACUUUUGCUGAUCACCAAGAAACGCGAGGAGACUUACACCUACAAAGCCCAUAUCCUGUGCUGUAAUCUAAUGUUGGUAGAAGUCAUUCCUAAGGAACCUCUAAGCUUCAGCGUGUUUCAUUACAAGAACCCCAAACUUCAACACACUGUGCAGGCGAAGUCUCAACAGGACAAGAAAAUGUGGGUCCUGCAUCUAAAACGGCUGAUCCUUGAAAAUCAUCCUGCCAAAAUACCGGCCAAGGCUAAGCAGGCCAUUCUGGAGAUGGAUACCGCAAACCACCCAAGUUUUAACUACAACUCUGAUGACAAGAAAGUGAACACUAAAGAAGGUCCUUCGCCCCGGAGAGUACGCAGGAAGACAGAGCCCUUAUCUAAGUUAUUGAAAAACUCCAAACACAUAAUAUCCAGUCCAGAUAUUCCAAAGCGUUCUAGUUUGGGAGUUACUCUGCUGUCACCUGUUGCCCAUUUGGGUACUAUUGGCCGAUCCCGUAGCCUUGUCAGCGAAUCACAGGAAUCUCUGGACCCUGGUGACCACAGUGACAUUGACGACGAGCCACAUCCACAGGAUGCUGAUGAUGAAGACGAUACUGGUUUGAGCUCUGGGGGCAAGCUGAGAGUACCAGGGAAGGGUAGCCGGAAAAGACUGAACCAGCAAGUAUCGGUGGACAGUAUUGACCAGUGGAGAAACCACAACCUUACUCAUACAGAUCUCCAGACUGCUAAAGAGUCCCUGCAAAAUAAGGUCAUCACCCCUCCUAUCCUACGGGUUACAGCACCUCCAGAAGGAGACAGAGAUGAACGCUGCUCUAAUAUGCUGGGAACAGGAGAGACACCUUCCUUCCGCAACAUAUGGACAGACCAUCGAGUCCGGAGGGCUAUGUUUCCAACUCGUCAAAAGAGUUUUCAAAUCGAUGAUGACGAAGACAUCUAUCAGAUGUUCGUGCCAACGGAGAAUGAUGUAAGCAGCCAUGAUGCCGAGAGUGACCAUGAAACUGCUGACCAUCCAGAAAGACCCUGUAGCUGGCAUGUUGAACAAACUCAAACAUCACGGCUAGACCUCCCCACAAGCAGGAACAGAGUACUUCGCAGGGCUAGCAGUGUUGGAGAAAACCAAACUGAGCGACAAAGCCCUACUAAGCGAGCCUUACAAGAGGAAGAGACCAACAACCAGACUGAGUCUUCAAGCAAUGAAAUCUCAGGGUCAUCUUCUGCUGAGCAGUUAACAAUUGAUGAUAUCGAGAAUGUUUAUGACAACAUUAGUUACGAGGAGCUUCAGGCCAUGGGGCUUAUCCGCAAGGAUCAAGUUGAGGCAGCAGAGGUCAAAUCUAGGAUACCACCACAAGUUAUAAUAACUCCAACUGAAACCGAGAGUUCAUGCGAGAGCAAUAGGUCUUCUGGUCAAGGAGGAGAGCCGCUUGAGACAUGUGAACUGCAAAUUGUUGAGGAUGAGGAGAAUGUCUACGACACCAUUGUCUUCCAGGAGCACCCAGUCCUUGCAGUUGAGAGGGAUCAGGGAAAACCAGACAGAUUGCAGACAUCUGAAGUAGACCUCAUGGCUACAAAUAAGACAGAGGUUGAAAAGCCCCGCAUUCCCUCUGUUGCAGUGUCAGACACUGAAUCAUCUCCGCUUUCCACAGCUGAUCAUACAUUAGAGCAAGUGGAUGAGAUCUGGACAGAUCUGGAAAACUACAUCCGGAACAAUGAAAAGAAGCCUGACAGACUUCCAGCUGCAUUUCCCGUAAGUGGAACAGACGCCGCAUGUAAAAUGCAGGACUCUCCCAAAAAAUCACAUGAUACCCCGCACAAAGCACAAGACUCUCCACGAAAAGCACAUAACUCCCCAAGUAAAGGGAAUAGGGUGCAACAAAGAGCUAGUGAUACCCAAUGCAAAGCACAAGAAUCUCCAAGUAAGAAAGCCAAUUCUGCACCACAGUCAAAUGAUUCUCCAUGCAAAUUACCUUUAAAUACGGUCCCUGUCGUUUGUGCUGCAUCUGGGUCACCCAACCCACCACCCUAUAACCCCCCUCCAGCUUUCCAGAUCCCCAUCCUCAACAUUCCAGAAAUUGUAGAAACCAGGUUGGAUGAGAAAGACAAGGCGUCUUCUCCUGUAGCACCUUCCAUUCCACUCCCUCCUACCCCUGAGCCUCAACCUGGUACAGUGAAGAGCAUUCGCAAUAAACUUGCAAGAUUAAGCAGCGGAAGCUUCAGGAUGGACGAUGAGGAUAUCCCUUCACCAAAGGACUCAGAACUUCAGACCCUGUUUAGCAGCAUGGACUCAGGCUCCUCUAAUAUGCUGCUGAGUGUGGAAACUGGGGACCAGUUUCUUGAGCUUGGGGAGAGGGGCAAGAACAGAGUGUUCCUCAUGGCUAGACAGUACAGUCAGAAGAUCAAAAAGGCCAACCAGUUAUUGAAGAUGAAGAGCAUGGACCAUGAACCCAGUUGUGCUAAGCUCAGGCUAAGCAAACAGAAAGACCUGGCAGCCAUACUGGAGGAGAAGAAACAAGGUGGCAGUGCAAUAGGUGCAAGAAUAGCAGAGUAUUCUCAUCUGUAUGAACAUGUGGUUUUCAAAGGUUCUCCAAACACUCCUCCAAUGCUAAAGUCAUCUAUCAGUAUUGCUGGCCCCCAUCCACUUUUCCCAUGCACCACAUCCUCCCCUUCCCUAUCUGAGAGCUCUACCCAAGAGUCUGACUGGUUGAACUGCACGUACAGUAAUGGAGAACUUGCUGAUUUUGUGUCUUGGCCAGCAGAAACAACAGUAUGCACUUCAACCCCACAGAGAGGACUGGCAUCUGCAAGUUCUACUCCUGCUUUGAAGAACCUCCCUUCUACUCCGAGUUCUCCACCCAAUCAGCGUUGGAGUGCUUGUGUGACACCACUUAAAGAUGACUCUGAUCACAUUUAUUCUUCAAUUGGACCACGGAACACCAAGGCUUCACCCUAUAAUCGCUGCCAGUCCUCAUCUUCACUGGUAGACCAGACCGGAAAAGAGAAUGGCAGGGGUCCAAGUAAUCAGGUGUGGGAGAUGGAAGGAAACGAAUCAAGGACACACGUGCUGCGGCAGCGCAGCCUCCCAGAUUGCCCCGUCCAGGGAUCUUCAGACCUCUCAGCGCCAUGUGAUAUCACACUGCGGGACUCUCAGCAAAUACUGGUGCUCAACAAAAACGUGCCGCUGAAUGCACAGAGCGCCACUGAGAAUUAUCUGGCCAACUUUAAAGACACUGGAGAUGAUGACGACGACUAUGUAGAGAUCCGUUCUGAAGAUGAGGGUGAAGAGCGGAAGCAGGAAACGGCUCAGCCGCACAGUCUGUCGGGAACUACAGUACAGUACUACAACCCGCCUCAAGGCAGCAUGCAAACCCUCAUAAAAGGACAGCAGGUUUCCACUAAUCCUGAGAUGGCUCUGCAGGGAUACUUGUGGAAUGAUCCGGACUGCAGCCAGCAAGGUGUGAAUCAGCCCACUAUUGUCCAGUCACUGAGGGACAAAUUCCAGUGUCUCAGCUCAAGCAGUUUUGCAUAGGAAGCAAGAAACAUGGACGACAUGCAACAUACUUAGUACACAGGACGAAGUGAGACACAGCAGACUUAAACUUCCACAUGGAAUAUGUUACACAACUUAAAGACACAACACAAAGCACAAAACAUACAUUGUAACUCUAAUGCUAAAUGCACUCAACAACAAACGAUUUGUAAAUUAUGGAUUCAGCAUUACUCAUCUCUACACUUGAAUUCAAUUAAACACGGUAGUUAUAGAGCUAAGCAGAACACUGUACACAACGUCUUUCAAAUGUUUUCUCUUAUCUCUCUUUUUCUUAAUAUGAAGAGCCAAUAAUUAUAUCACGUGACAUUUAAAUGUACAUGUCAGAUCAUAAUUCUAAGUUUUAAGAAAAGAAAUGAAAGAAACACAUUGGCUACAUGGGCUUGAAUCAAGGCACAAGUUAAACUUAUUUCUCUCUAAAACCUACAAUAUUUUUAAACUACUGGUUAUAAUAUUCUAGUACAUGUAUAUAAAUGUUGCCGUACAAGCUUUAAGAUAAGCCACUUAAGGCGCACAUGACUGGUGAAUCUAAUUAAAUUACCUGACAUAAUUUCUGUGUAAACAUUCUGACAGUUCCUUAAGCCAGUAAUUAAAUAUUUUCCUUUUAAUUGUGUAGACGUUAGUAAAUUUGGUUGUGUAGGUGGCUGCAUCUACAGGAAACUAUGCUAACAUCAGCCAGUGACCAUUCAGUGUGUAAUUUGUAAUAUUUGCAUGCCAUACUUUUUCAAGGCCAAGAACACAUAGAAUCCAUAUAUAUUUUACUAUGCUGUAAAUUAGGUAUAGAUAUAGAUUUAUCAGACUGGAAAGUCAUAAGUAUAUUUAAAAAUGUGAUCAGGUUUUGCUAAAAUCAUAGUUACAAUCAACCAUGCCUCAGACAUAAGCGUAUUGUCAGUAAUUAUGGCAUAAAAUGACUAUACUGCUUUUAGAUUUAUUUUUUGCUAGCAUCACGUCAAAACCACCACUAGUAAAUGAGACAGGACAAUAUCAUUUAUAGUGUGUUAAUUUUAGGUUAAUCUGAUUGUGUUCAGGGACCAUGAUGGAGAAUGAGGAGGAUGGUGUGUCAAAAAUGUACUGUAAUUAGAUGUAAAUUUGAGUUCAGUACUGUGUUGUCUGAUCAUUUCAUUGUUUAGUGUUUAAAAUAUUCAGCAUUGGCUGUCCCCACCUUGUAUCUGUCUUCAAACUACACACUGGUUGGCUUACACACUGUCUGUCAUCCCAAAGAUUUAGCUACUUUUAUUAGUGAUUUUCACAGCACAUUUCAGUUUGUUUUUCUUAUUUAUUUUCUUUUGGGAAAAUGUUAUUUUCUUCCCCCCCAAUUUUCAGAUGUGUUUCAAUUUGAUGAAACAGUAAUUAUUAUAUGUUUCGACUGGUUGUUCAGCUGGUAUAGUUUAAA
Labeo rohita (rohu) is the source of this 6316-nucleotide messenger RNA. RefSeq names its product pleckstrin homology domain-containing family G member 1. The transcript is spliced from 19 exons. NCBI's taxonomy places the organism in Eukaryota, Metazoa, Chordata, Actinopteri, Cypriniformes, Cyprinidae. The record is from RefSeq and is a predicted model, not a curated record. Gene Ontology annotation, molecular function: guanyl-nucleotide exchange factor activity. Bases 427 to 4905 code for a protein of 1492 amino acids.